Paramuricea clavata is the source of this 4578-nucleotide messenger RNA. The record is from the annotation of a GenBank genome assembly. NCBI's taxonomy places the organism in Eukaryota, Metazoa, Cnidaria, Anthozoa, Malacalcyonacea, Plexauridae.
AUGGAUCCACGCUCGCAAUAUUGUUCCUGGUUAAUUACGUUUGCUGAAACAUACAACGUGUCAUUGAGCUUUAAAGAGCUCACCAUACCAAGUUGCAAUGAUACAUUUCUAAGAAUAUAUGAUGGUCCAAAUAACACAGCUCCAUUGCUUGGCACAUAUUGCGGUUCAAAUGCAAGCACAGAAAUCGUGGUUUCAUCAUCCACAAAUAGUUUAUACAUCGUGUCAAAUUCUGGAAGUGCUAAAAAUAUUUUUGCUUUUCAUGCACAAUAUAAUGGUGCGAAUUUGACAGGUUGGUAUAGUUGUAUUUGUAAUAAAUUAAUAAUUCUAACGUUGUUAACCUGGCCGUAUACCAGAUAAUGAUAUUAUUCGGAUUCUGGAUCCCGACUCCAGGAUGGAAGUUUUAAAAUGUACAUUUCAAAGUAUUCAACUGUUUAACAAUCUUUUAUGACAUAUGCUAACAAUAUAAACACUGUCUGAAUAGACCUUAUACAUAAUGACGUCACAAGGCUUGAUACCCGUGAGGAAUGCUGGUCUUAGUUGUCAACGCCCGGAAGAAUUAAACAAUUCAAAAUGACCACUAUAGAAAUUUUGCCUGGCGAAUACUACUAAGACCAGCAUUCCUCGCGGGCAUCAAGCCCUGUGACGUCAUUAUGCAUAAGGUCUAUUGACUGUGCAUGCAGUUUUGGACAGAGCCCGCAUAUUGAAGGCUGAUAAUUGUCUAGUAUCAACCCAGGUUGAAAUUCUUUGGCUCUGAGAUUAUGAAAGUAUGAAAUAAAUUUGAUUCAGAACAAUAAGUGAUGGCAUGGAGACCAGUGGGAUUUUCAAAACAAUGAAAAGACGAUGGAAUGGAACAUUCCAAUUACUGGAUCAUACUUUACUGCAAAGUACUAGUAUUACGGUAAAUGAUACAAGCAAACUGCCUAGAUUUUAGGUUUGAUUUUUAAGAUCCCUUAAUUCUAUUUCAGAGUGCCGCCGUACAAUGACUGGUCUUAGUGGUUCAUUUAGAUCACAUAAGGCUGCAGUUAGUGAGAUGGAUCCACGCUCGCAAUAUUGUUCCUGGUUAAUUACGCUUGCUGAAACAUACAUCAUUUCAUUGAGCUUUAAAGAGCUGAUCAUACCAAGUUGUAAUGAUACAUUUUUAAGAAUAUACGAUGGUUCAAAUGGCACUGCUCCAUUGCUUGGCACAUAUUGCGGUUCAAAUGCAAGCACUGAAGUCGUGGUCUUAUCAUCCACAAAUAGUUUAUACAUCGUGUCAAAUUCUGGAAGUUAUGAAAGAAGGGCUAAAAAUAUUUUUACUUUUCAUGCACAAUAUAAUGCUACGAAUUUAGCAGGUUGGUAUAGUUGUAUUUUAAUUUUUUCUUUCUUGGUGUUGGUGUUAUGUACUCAGGUGAAUAUGAUGUUUCUGAUGUUAUACUCUGAGUGGUAUAUCCACACCGGGCAAGCUUGAAAAAAAUGCUGGCCACGGUGGGAAUCGAACCUACUACCUUUCGAAUACUUGCCCAAUGCUCUGCCAACUGAGCUACGCGGUCAGGUCGGUACGAGUAUGUGAUAUUUCGGAACUAGAGCCGCCCAGAACCGAUCUGACCGCGUAGCUGAGUUGGCAGAUCAUUGAGCUAGUAUUCCAAAGGUCGUAGGUUUGAUUCCCACCGUGGCCAGGCAUAUGUUUCGAGCUUGCCCGGUGUGAAUAUAUACUCAGAGUAUAAUAUCACGAACAUGCUAUUGUACGUUAACUUAGUUGUCUUAAGAUUUUGAGUUGGUUAAUUGAAAUCACUCUAAUGUUUUCUUAUCUUUAUUCAGUCAAGGAAAAAACAGGCAGCACAAUCAUUAUCAUAGCAACAACAGUGAGUGUCGUCGUAUUUUGCAUCGUGAUUAUUGUCUUAUUGAUAACAUACAAACGACGAAAGCGAGCUCCAAAAUUAUCAACUCCUGUCAAUAUUCAACUGGCAGACGCAACUCCAAAAGAAUCAUUGCCAAUUGAUCAGGUAAAUUAUUUACGAAUGUUUAGUUUAGAACUGAUAGAGCCGCCCAGUAUAUAUAAAGUUAGUUUAGUUUAGACAGAUUGGGUUUCCUCCUGCAUUACUAGAUCAGCAAGAAAUAAUCCUUACCGGACCUCUAAGAAGAGCAGUUUAGAACUGAUAGAGCCGUCCAGUAUAAAUUAAGUUAGUUUAGUUUAGGUUUCCUCCUGUUGUAAGACUGGGUCAAUAAGAGAUGAUCCUUACUGGACCUCUAGGAAGAACAGUUUAGAACUGAUAGAGCCGUCCAGUAUAAAUUAAGUUAGUUUAGUUUAGGUUUCCUCCUGUUGAAAGACUGGGUCAAUAAGAGAUGAAUGAUCCUUACUGGACUUCUGGGGAAAGCAGUUUAGAACUGCAAAUCCAGUAUUAAUUAAGUUAGUUUAGUUUAGAUCUCCUCUUCUAGUAACACUAGAUCAAUAAGAGAUGAUAGAACUAUAGAACUGAUAGAACUAUCCAGUCUAAAUAUAAGUUGGUUCAGUUUAGGUUUCCUCCUGUAGUAACACUGGCCAUUAAGAUAUAUAUGAACCUUACUGGACCUCUAGGGAGAAAGCCGUCCAGUAUAAAUUAAGUGAGUUCAGUUUAGUUUUCCUCCUGUGGUAACAUAAUGGAGCCAUCAAAAACUAUUCCUAGCAUUAUACGUUAAUUUUUGAAGCUGGGAUGAAUUGGGCACACUCAACACGUGUAUAAACAACACGUGUACGUGGUGUUUCCACAAACAAAAACAAUUAUAUUUUAUCGCCAUGCAAACAUUCAAAGAACUUAUCAACACGUGUAAUCGACAUUUUAAAGUCAUCAUUUUCAUCAAAACAGGAGCCAGUUUACGAAACUAUCCCAUGUGUUAAACAAGAGUAUGAAGGCAUAUCAGCUGAAGGUAAUAUGUUCAAAAUUUCACUAACCUUCCUAUGUAUAAUACUUUGGUCAUUCUGAGAAGAAAUGUAAUAUAUCUUGAGUUAAACUGAAAUAAUGUUUUCACUGUAGAGGUUGCAACUCUCUGCGUUUGACCACCAACUGUUCACACAAAGGAGGUGUGGGAGGUGCGCACCUCCCCUGAGAUCGUUUUGCACCUCCCCUACAUGAUAAUUAUUCCACCUCCCCUGGAACAUCAUGCACCUCCCCUUGGGAAAAUUUCAAUGCUAGAUCAAAGUGAAAAGUUGACAUUUUUUGGUUGCUUAGGGUCUACACUUCGUAAGAAAGUUUUUUUCUGUAAAAUUGAAACAGUGAUAGCCGUUCAUCUCUGUGUCAAGUACGCUUUUAAUGCAGUGUUUUGAAAGAAACUGUGUAUUAAUUGUAAUGAAGGGCAAAAUUGGAUGAGUUGUACAGUCAUAAUCAGGGCGUAUAUAUAUAAGCGCCCUGGUCAUAAUUCAUUAAUACACUGAUAUAUGUACACUACAUGCAUACGUCACGUCGUUGACUUUGGCCCAUUCUAAGCCCUAAUUUUUCAUGGGUGUCGUAAGCUAAACCGCUGCACUUCCCCCCAAAUUUUUUUCCACCUCCCCACUAUUUCCACCAAAAUCCGGCCUUGCUUGCAAAUGAAUGUUGAUGAGAACCCCUGUUCUAAAACACAGCGUUCAACAGUGUCCUGUUGAGAACUUUUGCAGCUACGCACGCUAAUUAUACCAAGAGUUGUAUACCGAUGCAAACUCUCGCUAUAUUAGGGACGGAUCAUGCAGUCUUAAACCUUGGUCAAACAAGAAUGAGAAGCGAGAGUUUGCAUGAGAGUUUUCUCAACUUUCGUGCCCCGGUCAAACGAGAACAACAGUUGCAUGAGACUUGAUUGGAUAUUACCGCGCACGAAGCGAAAACUCUCAUCAACUCUCAUUAAAAUUUGAACCAGUUCAAGUUGAGGAGAGUGGAUGACAGUUGGCGGUCAAAUGCAUCAUCAACUCUCAUGGCGACUUUCAGCUGGUUCAAAUUUUGAUGAGAAUUUUUGCUUGUUUGACCGGUAAUAUCCAAUCAACUCUCCUGCAACUCUUGUUCUCGUUUGGCCGGGACAUGACAGUUGAUUAAAACUCUCAUGCAAACUCUCACUUCUCAACUCUCAUUCAAACUCUCGCUUCUCAACUCUCAUCAACUCUCAUGCAAACUCUCGCUUCUCAACUCUCAUCAACUCUCAUGCAAACUGUCGCUUAUCAACUCUCAUCAACUCUCAUGCAAACUCUCGCUUCUCAACUCUCAUCAACUCUCAUGCAAACUCUCGCUUCUCAACUCUUAUCAACUCUCAUGCAAACGCUCGCUUCUCAACUCUCACCAACUCUCAUGCAAACUCUCGCUUCUCAACUCUCAUGCAAACUCUCCCUUUUCAACUCUCGUUUUCAUUAAUUUGACCAGGAUAUUUUCUUUUGUAGAACAUCAGAACAUCAGAUCAUCAGAUCAAGGCAGAACAUCAGAUCAAGACAGAACAUCAGAUCAAGAAGAGGUUGGAGAUGUUAUAUGUUAUGUUAUACCAAUUGACGAGAGAGGAGAGUCGUACGAAGACAAGAAAAUGGGUGAAAACUUACCAGACUACGAGGCGCUGGAUCAAAGCAAACGCGAAGCUGAUCAUUACCAAACGUUAAUGAAAACGUGA